Naegleria fowleri is the source of this 1623-nucleotide messenger RNA. RefSeq lists its product as uncharacterized. The transcript has a single exon. Bases 1 to 1623 code for a protein of 540 amino acids. The record is from RefSeq and is a predicted model, not a curated record. Lineage: Eukaryota; Heterolobosea; Eutetramitea; Acrasida; Naegleriidae.
AUGACCUCCAUCAAUGACAUCGAUGCAGUAAUGGCAUCCUCAAGGCUCGAAUUUCCUUUUAAUCAUCUCAACCCAAAUAUAACCGGUCCUUAUAACUCGAGUAUGUACGUUGGGGACUGUUUGAAAAUAGACCCCGAUGGACGGCCUUACAUAUCAUGGAUGUACGAUGUUAUGGGAGAAUGUGUACACAGUGGUUUGGAACAAGCCUCAUUCUAUGUUGGUUUACUCAGUCUUGUUUUAUAUUUAUUUGGUGGUAUUCCUCAAGUGAUAACAACUUUUCGGAAAGGUCAUGCAGAUGGUCUUUCGGUAGUAACUCUCGCACAAUGGAUGAUUGCGGACGGAAGUAAUCUGAUAGGGGCUGCCUUAACAGGCCAAUUAUUUACACAAAUUUUAUUGGCUGCUUACUUUGUUUUAAUGGAUUUUAUUUUCAUUGGACAAUACAUCUUUUAUAAUUCAAGAAAGUUGUGGAGGAAGCAUGUUCAAAAGAAGAAGGACUUUGGAUCACCCUCAUCCUCUUCAAAACCAACCCAUGAUGGUCUUCAAGAAAUAAUAACUGUUACAGACAAACUUCAUUCAGAAACUCUCGAUGAGCAUCCAUUUGAAAUAACGGAUGUAACGAAAAGGAAAGAAGUUUUAGAAGGGAUACAUAUAUCAGGAGAUGUCAGUGCAAGAGUUGGUGUUGGUGCUAGCGUUGGUGCAUCAGCAUUAAUGCCAGCACAUUUGCAUUAUCAGGCAGAGGAUGAAGAAUCAUCGUCUGACACAAAUUCACCAAUCACUGGAGAAAAUGUUCAAGUUGACUUUGAGGUGCCCAAUCCACGAACUACCACAACAGUGCACCAUCCUGAAAUCACCACAACAGUGGAACUUUCAAGACAAUCUCAUCAAUCCACCUCAUCCACCUCUCAAACCUCAACUCUACCUCAAUUUCCAACGUCGGACUCUGAGAACACUUCCAACAAUGCCUCCAACACAAAACUCUAUUCCUUCUCCACAUUCUUUAUAGUUUUCACGAUUUUGAUCAUACUGUCGUGUUCCAUGUACCAAUUUUCGACAUCUUUCAAACAAACCAUAGAUACCAUCCAACCUUUACACAGGAAAAUUGGAAGAAAAUUGUUGUCAACAACAGAUGUCUCGGAAAUAGUUCAAGACUCUUCAUCAACUCAAAAGGAUCACAACGCUCGUGAAUUUCCACCUCAGAAACCAUACGCCAUCGUGGGAUAUGUUAUUGGUUGUGUUUCCACAGUAUGUUACAUGGGCUCAAGAAUUGCCCAAAUUAUUAACAAUUUUCGAAGAGGAUCAACUGAAGGAAUGAAUCCUGUGUUAUUCAUUUGCUCGGUAGUGGGCAAUCUAUUUUAUUCACUGAGUAUUUUCCUUUUCAGUAUUGAUUCAUCGUAUUUAUGCUCGAAGAUACCUUGGUUAACCAGUAGUUUAGGCAAUCAAUUUCUUGACUACACCAUUCUUAGUCAAUUUGUUUUUUACACUUACUUUAAAAAGAAAAAACGAAAUUCUAAAGACAAGGAUAUUGAAAUGUUGACCACCAACACAGACGUUGCCAAGAUAUAUGCUCCAAUUAAUCAAGAGGACCAUGAUCUUGCAAAAGAUGCAACAUCAGUCAAACAAUAA